Molecule: messenger RNA, 833 nt
Organism: Sinocyclocheilus grahami
Lineage: Eukaryota; Metazoa; Chordata; Actinopteri; Cypriniformes; Cyprinidae
Product: GATA-binding factor 1-A-like
Exons: 3
Biological process (GO): cell fate commitment; negative regulation of transcription by RNA polymerase II; positive regulation of transcription by RNA polymerase II
Cellular component (GO): nucleus
Molecular function (GO): zinc ion binding; RNA polymerase II cis-regulatory region sequence-specific DNA binding; DNA-binding transcription factor activity, RNA polymerase II-specific
Source: RefSeq, a predicted model, not a curated record
ACGGGCCACUACCUCUGUAAUGCUUGCGGACUGUACCAUAAGAUGAAUGGCCAGAACAGACCCCUCAUCAGACCAAAAAAGAGGCUGAUUGUCAGCAAACGUGCUGGAACGCAGUGCGCCAACUGCCACACGAGCACUACGACACUAUGGAGACGCAAUGCCAGCGGCGAGCCUGUAUGCAAUGCCUGCGGCCUCUAUUUUAAACUGCACAACGUCAACCGGCCUUUAACUAUGAAGAAGGAUGGAAUACAGACGCGGAAUCGCAAGGUGUCUAACAGAAGCAAGAAGGGCAAAAAGAGUUCAGCUUCAGAGGUUUACCCUGACAUGUCUCACAUGGCAGCUCCUGAUGAGCAUGUAGGACACUACUCUCUGAAUCCAGGACCCCUACUGUCCUACAGUCACACCCCUCACCUACUGACCCCUUCCACCUUGCACUCCUCUCCAACUUUGCCCUACACCCACCACCCACACUCUGGCAUGGUGCCCACACUAGUGUGAAGGAAAUGUAUAUUGGACCAUAACGAGGCAUGUACAUUAUGUUGUACCUAUAGUAAACACAUUUCUUGCAUAAAUGCAUUCCACCCCAUUUUUUAAGUAAAAUGAAAAUGCGUUAAAGAUGCUCCAUAACAGUUGCAUUCUAACAGCUUGUCACUGAUUUUGAACUGGUCAUGUAGUUUGAAUAGUGGAACAGUAAAACUGAAACUGUCAGCUAUAUUAUAAUGACAAAUGUAAAUAUAUAUGAUUUUAUGGCUUAUUGUAUGUGCUAGAAUCAUACUACGACUUAUUUUAAGAACAUUCAAUACAUGUCUUAUAAUAAAAUGUUUUGAGGUUGA